Dentiscutata erythropus is the source of this 1026-nucleotide messenger RNA. NCBI's taxonomy places the organism in Eukaryota, Fungi, Glomeromycota, Glomeromycetes, Diversisporales, Gigasporaceae. The record is from the annotation of a GenBank genome assembly.
AUGGAUAUUGAUGAUGAUCACGAACUACUGGAAAUAGUUGUUGAACAAAACUACUCUAUUAACAAAGAGAGAACACCUUUACCAUGGAGCAUAUUAUUUAUACUCGGUUUAAUUUUAAUUAGCGAACCAAUUAAUUAUUCAAUUUUAUUGUCUUUUGUGAAAGAUUUUAAAAUUACUGAUGAUGAUAAAGAAAUUGGCAAAUAUGCAGGCUUCAUUUUUCUAUAUUCCCCAAAUUUUCUUUUGCGUGUUUUGGAGAUGGCUGUCCAACAGAGUUGGCAGACGUUCAGUUCUUCUGCUUGGAUUACUAGGAAGCAUACUAAGUUCAUGCUUGCAGAAGUUACUGACAAAACAAACCAAAAAGAGGCCUUUUCUCUUCCUGGGCUCUGUUGGAGUUUUGGUUUGCUCGGUCCUGCUAUUGGUGGCCAUCUUUCAAAUCCGACUAUCAAAUAUCCGGUUCUUUUUGGAAAUUUUCCUUUUUUGAAAACCUAUCCCUAUUUUCUUCCUUGUACUUUCGCAGCUUUAAUUCCAUUCACUGGCUUUAUAGUUGGAUAUUUUCUACUGCCUGAAACUCAUUUUUCUAAUCCUGAACAAAAACCUCUUUUGCAUUCUAAUGUCGAGUUAAGAUCAUCUAACCCAGAUUCUCUAAUUCGCUCCAUCUUAUACAUACCAUCAACUACGUGGAUAUGUAUAAUUAGUUACGUUAUUCUAGGUUUUUAUACCGUUUCCUUUGAUGAAAUUUAUGUGAUUUAUUCUGUUACUGAUAUCAUGUCAGGAGGAUUGGGAUUUAGUGACAUCAAACUAUCAUUGACCUUAAACUCUGUGGGAAUUUUAAAUCUCAUUGCUAAUUUCGUAAUUUAUUCUUUGGCAACUAACAAAGAAAACUUGGAAAAAGUAUACAAACUAGGGCGUUUUCUCUAUAUUCCUGCCUAUUUAUUAUUUCCUCUAAUUAACAGGCUUGCGAUAACUUUAUCUCCUUCCGAUAAUGGUGUCUUAAUAUUUACUAUAUUUGCUCUAGCGAUCAAGUAA